Messenger RNA from Lotus japonicus, 2940 nucleotides. RefSeq names its product G-type lectin S-receptor-like serine/threonine-protein kinase RKS1. The coding region runs from base 294 to 2732 and encodes 812 amino acids. The record is from RefSeq and is a predicted model, not a curated record. Gene Ontology annotation, molecular function: ATP binding; protein serine/threonine kinase activity. The transcript is spliced from 8 exons. NCBI's taxonomy places the organism in Eukaryota, Viridiplantae, Streptophyta, Magnoliopsida, Fabales, Fabaceae. Gene Ontology annotation, biological process: recognition of pollen; protein phosphorylation.
UGGGUGUGUGCAAAUUCUAUUAGUCCUCAGCCCAGGUGAAAGUCCUGUGUGUGAGAGAGACUAUUAGUAUUAGAAUAUUUGGAUCAGCUUCUCGUUACUCAGAAGCAAUUAUGACACUCAGAAGCUACUCACAUAAACUUUUUCACAUAAUUGAUUUUGGCUUUAGAAUAAAUUCCAAACAUGGGCUGUGUAUUGAAGAGCAAAACUAGUGUCAUUUGAGUGUGUGAACACACAUGCCCCCAUAUUGUUUGCUAUUUUGCCUCCAUGAAAGAGGGACAUGAAAGAGGAACUCCAUGCACUCUGCUAAAAAUCCUCUCUGCCUUGUCAUGUGCCAAACUCACAAAAAUGGUGAGCUUCUUGUUUCUAAAGAUAAAACCUUUGCUCUUGGAUUCUUCAGCCCAGGCAAGUCCUCAUCCCGCUACGUCGGAAUCUGGUUCAACAAUUUACCUGAGAAAACAGUUGUUUGGGUUGCAAACAGAGAUAAUCCUAUCAAUGACACCACUGGGGUUCUCUCAAUCAACCCAGAUGGAAAUCUAGUCCUCCACAACAACUUUAGCACCAUUCCCAUUUGGUCUACCAAUGUUAAUUCAGGUUCAGCUAACAGCAGCACCAAUGUUAUAGCUCAGCUCUCAGAUAUAGCAAACCUUGUCCUGAUUCUGAACACCACCAAAACUAUCAUCUGGCAAAGCUUUGAUCAUCCUACAGACACCAUGCUUCCAUAUCUAAAGGUUGGUUUUGAUAGAAGAACUAACAAGAGCUUGUUCCUCCAAUCAUGGAAAACAGAUGAUGACCCUGGAAGAGGUGCUUUUACAUUGAAAUUCAGCACCAGUGGGAAACCUCAGUUGUUUGUUUACAGACAUAACUUUCCUUGGUGGCGCGGUGGAUCAUGGAACGGGGAAUUAUUGAUGGGUAUACCCAACAUGAAACGAGACAUGGCCACUUUUAAUGUGUCUUUUAUAGAAGAUGAUAACCAUGUAGAACUGUCAUAUAACAUGUUUGAUAAGUCCCUCAUCACAAGGAUAGUAGUUCAGCAAUCAGGUUUCUUUCAAACAUUCACUUGGGAUAAUCAAAAGAGUCAAUGGAACCGGUACUGGUCAGAACCAACAGAUCAAUGUGAUAACUAUGGAACCUGUGGAUCAAACAGUAACUGUGACCCUUUGAACUUUGAGGAGUUUCAGUGUAGUUGUCUACCUGGAUUUGAGCCCAAAUUCCCGCGUGAAUGGUAUGAGAAUAGAGAUGGCUCAGGAGGGUGUGUGAGGAAGCAAGGUGCAGCAUCUGUUUGUGAUGAUGGAGAAGGGUUUGUCAAAGUUGAAGGCUUGAAGGUUCCUGAUACAUCUGUGGCAAUUGAAAAAAAGGGUUUGAGUUUGGAAGAGUGUGAGCAGGAAUGCUUGAGAAACUGCUCUUGUGAAGCCUAUGCAGUUGCUGAUGUGAGGAAUGGUGGAAGUGGAUGCUUGGCAUGGCAUGGGAAUUUAAUGGACACGCAGAAACUAAGCGAUCAAGGCCAAGAUUUAUUCGUACGCGUUGAUGCAGUAGAACUAGCCAAUUACUACAAAAAAAGUAAAGGGGUGCUUGGUAAAAAGAGGAUCAUUGCAAUCCUGGUAGCUUCUGUACUUGCAAUUUUCCUUCUGGCCAGUGUGUAUUACCUGUGGAAGAUAAAAGGCAAAGAUAAAGUGAUGCGAUACUUAAACCAAAGUUCCCCUCAAGAAGAGAACGAUGUUCAGAGCAACACACAACCAAAUCUUCCCUUUUUCAGCUUUAAAAUGAUAAUGGCAGCCACAGGAAAUUUCAGCCAUCAGAAUAAGCUUGGGCAAGGUGGAUUUGGCUCUGUCUAUAAGGGCCAAUUAAUUAAUGGACAAGAGAUAGCUGUGAAAAGAUUGUCCGAAAAUUCAGGUCAAGGGACAGAAGAGUUUAAAAAUGAAGUGACACUACUUGUUAAACUCCAACAUAGAAACCUGGUGAGGUUGCUCGGUUGUUGCUGUGAAAAAGAAGAAAGGAUGCUAGUUUAUGAAUACCUACCAAACGAAAGCUUGGACUUCUUCAUUUUUGGUAAAAACCAAAGGCCAUUGGAUUGGGAUAAGUGUUUUGAAAUUAUUAUUGGGAUUGCCCGAGGUGUUCUAUAUCUUCACCAAGAUUCAAGGCUGAAAAUAAUUCACAGAGAUCUAAAAGCCAGCAAUGUUCUCCUUGAUGGUGCAAUGAAUCCCAAAAUCUCGGAUUUUGGCAUGGCUAGAAUAUUUGGAGAAGAUCAAAUUCAAGAAAGAACAAAAAGAGUGGUUGGAACAUAUGGAUAUAUGUCACCAGAAUAUGCAAUGGAAGGAAGAUAUUCAACAAAAUCUGAUGUCUUCAGUUAUGGGGUCUUACUAUUGGAGAUUAUUGCUGGCAAGAGGAACACAGAUAAUGAUCCUGGAAGAGCCUCUCCAAACUUAAUUGGAUAUGUGUGGAUGCUUUGGACAGAAGGAAGGGCCUUGGAUAUAGUUGAUUCAACACUAGGCCAGUCUUAUCCUCCUGAUGUAGUUCUGAGGUGCAUCCAAAUUGGACUCUUGUGUGUGCAAGAAAAUGCUGUCAACAGACCAUCCAUGUUAGAAGUUGUUUUCAUGCUAGGAAAUGAAACACCUCUUCGGGGACCCCAAAAGCCAGCAUUUCUAUUCAAUGGCAACCGAGAUUCGCAAGAGUCAUCAUCAGGAGGAGGAUCUUCAGUAAAUGAAAUAACAGUAACUACAAUCGAUGCUCGGUAGAACUUACGUUACCUCAAGUAUGUAGCCGGUACAUACUUUUUCAUUAAAUGUGAGUUUGGUAGCACAUUUGCAUAGGCUCCGGCUCUGCAAUUGGUUAGCAUGCUUGAGAAACACGUGUAUAUUUAUAUAUAAGUACAGCAUUCUCAUGCAUCAUAGAAUCAGUUUGCAGCACUGUGGUAUUCUAAGGUAUAUAUUUGAGUUUUGUGUG